AGUAAUUAACCGCAUGAUGCGUAAUAAAGCGAUUUGACUAAUAAACACAAAACUUUGUUUAUAAAAGACAGUAUUUACAAGACAAAAUAACAUAAGGUUGCCUUUUUGUUUGGGAAAGCUUUUGUGAGACAUUACAAGUGAAAUUCAGUCAAAUAAAUGAAAUGAAAUAAUAAAAGUAUGCAAAAUGUCAGUAGCAAAUAGACACUCCAAAAAUUAUGACUAUUUAUUCAAGAUUAUAUUAAUCGGAGACUCUGGGGUUGGAAAAACAUCUUUAUUGGCCAAGUUUGUUGAUGAGGAAGUUGUCCAAUCUCAUAUAUCAACAAUUGGAAUUGAUUUCAAGAUGAGAUGUUUGGUUAUAAGUGGUAAACAAGUCAAAGUCCAAAUAUGGGAUACUGCUGGACAAGAGAGAUAUGAAACAAUAACAACUCAAUAUUACAGAAGAGCACAUGGAAUUAUAUUAACAUAUGAUGUAACAAGACACGAUUCGUUUGUAAAUGUCAGAAAAUGGCUUCGAUAUGUAGAGGAGUUUGCUGAUGGAAAUGUUAAACUAGUGCUCCUCGGAAAUAAAAGUGAUUUAACGGAUGCAAGAAAAGUGACAAAAGUUGAAGCUCAAGCUCUUGCUGAAGAGUUUAAAAUACAAUGGUUUGAGACAAGUGCUUACACAGGUGAAAAUGUUGAAGAUGCUUUUCUGAUGAUUACUCGACAAAUAUAUGUUGAUGUUUUGCGCUCUGAAGAAGAUUCUAAAAUUACAGAAGAACUAAAAGGAAAUCUCACUUCGUUUCCCACUCUUGAAAAAGAUUCUCCAAAGUGUACUUGUUAGUUAUGGUUUUUUCAAAUUUUUUAUUAUUAUUUAUAUGUAUUUAUUGUUUUUAUUCUCAACUGGUAUAUUUAUCAUAUAGGUAAUGUUAAAAAAUUUUUUGUCUGAAUUUUUUUAAAUUCUUUUUUUUUUUUCAUUAUUUAUUUGUGUAUUUAAAUGCAUUUUU
Molecule: messenger RNA, 983 nt
Organism: Hydra vulgaris (swiftwater hydra)
Lineage: Eukaryota; Metazoa; Cnidaria; Hydrozoa; Anthoathecata; Hydridae
Molecular function (GO): GTP binding; GTPase activity
Source: RefSeq, a predicted model, not a curated record